Molecule: messenger RNA, 623 nt
Organism: Scaptodrosophila lebanonensis
Lineage: Eukaryota; Metazoa; Arthropoda; Insecta; Diptera; Drosophilidae
Exons: 1
Coding region: 84-518 (144 amino acids)
Source: RefSeq, a predicted model, not a curated record
GUUGUAAGGCAAAAUUCCAAAAAUAAAGGCAAUAUACUAUACCUUUUGGCUUGGAUCGAAGAAAAAAAUUACCGCUCUAAAAAAUGUCGACAAGAACGCGUUGGGGACGAGUCGAUCCCACUGUCCAAAUCAAUUUAAUCCACGGUCGUUCCAGCAAAGUGGUCCAACUGAACAAUAAGACGCUGCCACGACGUGUGGAGCAGCAAUUGCUGUUGAUGGCCUCGCCGUCGCCGUUUCUAAACUUCAUGAACAAGUUCCGCCUCGAUGAGAUAUUGAUCAAUCAUCACUAUAAGGGCGUCUAUAGCAUGCGCACUGCUGCCACAAUUACGGAACUGGCCACAUAUACGUGGAAUGUAAUGUCCAUUGGCGAUCGUCAGCCGUACAUUAAGCUGGCCAAGAAGGCGCAACAAAUACAACGAGCCCGUCGUCUUGACUUCCAAAAGCAGGAGGCAAAGCGUGGCACGAAGUCGUCGCUGAAGAAAGCCAUGACAACAGUGUCUCGGAAAAAGGCAGUCUAAUGGCACUAAUGGCAUUAAAUUGUGGACGUUCAAUUUAUUAUUAACUAGUAUUUAGUAUAGGUUUUGGCUCUGUUUAUGAAAUGAAUGCACUUUUGAUUGACCCUA